This is a messenger RNA of Leptomonas pyrrhocoris, 1213 nucleotides long. RefSeq lists its product as hypothetical. The record is from RefSeq and is a predicted model, not a curated record. The transcript has a single exon. Gene Ontology annotation, molecular function: RNA binding. The annotation marks the transcript as partial. NCBI's taxonomy places the organism in Eukaryota, Euglenozoa, Kinetoplastea, Trypanosomatida, Trypanosomatidae.
AGAUUUUUUUCAAGCGUUCUAAUUGGCUCCUUUAACUUAAGCUACACACAAACACACACACACAUCUUUAUUCUUUUCACGCACAAAGAUGCCCGCGAAGCAGAAGAAAGGACGCGGCAAGACAGUGAAUCUGACGGAGUUUAACGAGGACUUUAUCCCGGAGACCGCGCUUGACUGGGCCGAGGAUGACUGGGUCACCGAUGAGCAGAAGGGUGAGGCCAAGCUUUCCGAGAAAAUCGCGAAGCAGCGUCAGGAGUACAGUCGCGUGGCGAACAACACACUAGGCGAGCAGGAGAGCUUCCGCACGGCAACCGCCUCGCAGCCGCAGAAGUUCACCAUCGAGGACCUGCAGCCACCGUUUGUGGCGCAUUUCGGUAACCUGCGCAACGGCACGACAGAGGAGGACUUCCUCGCACUCUUCAGCCGCAACGCCAUCGUGACGCAUCGCCUCAUCAACCAAGAUGGCAAGUCGUUCGCCUUUGUCGAGUUCAGCACCGCGCAGGCGCUGACCGUCGCCCUCUCCUUAGACCAGACCUUUCAGCGAGGACGUCGCAUGUACGUCGAUCUCGCCACCGCGAAGCAGGUGGAGCGGCUGCUGAACCGCGGCACCAACGAGCGCGCCGGCCUGACGCGCGACGGGGCCGGUCAGCAGCAGCCCGGCGGUCUCGCCGCGAUGGGUCUCUCGCGCGACGUUUUUGGCGGACCGCAGCCGGAGGACCACCCCGGCAUGACGUCGAUGGGCAGCCGCUCCAAUUUCGGUUCCCGCGCCGACCUGCACAGCCUCGGCGAGCUCUCGCGCAACAUGCUUGGCUCGGCGGUGCAGCAGGCAUCCCCGACGUCGGCCAGCCCCCUCGGCGGCGGCUCGCCUGUCAACUUCGGCUCGUGGCGUAACGACGGCCCGGAGCAGCAGCCGGAGUUCGCCGCGCCGCCCGAGAACAACCGUAGCGAGGAGGCUCUCGACCGUCGCAACAUGGGAGCUGCCAACCUGCGCCGCAGCAGCAGCGCCGUGGGCUCCCCCCCUGCAGCGGUGCCGGAGCCGAAAGCCAACCCGUUUGGGGGUGACAUGGGCAACUGGCGCGAUGCGCCGCGUGCUGAGGCACCGAAGAUGGAGGAGCCCGUGAAGGAGGCGGAGGAGCACAAGGAGGAGGGCGAGGAGGCGAGCAAGGAGGCCGGCGGUGCGAGCCUGGGCAGCCCUGCCAACAACGGUCGCGGU